AGUUAUAUCAUUUUAGUGAUUCAAUCUCACUUGUGAGGUUGGUUUCGACGAAAUUCGACUAUUUUUCCCAAAUCCAUCGCACAACAACCCGAAAAAAAUAUCGAUUCUGAAAAAUCGUUUCGGGUGCAAAUACAUAACGUAUAGUUUUUUUUUUUUUUUGAAAAAUUAGUGGUUUGUGAAAAUUGUUCAGAAAGAGAAAAAAAAGGGCAUUUUGAAAAAGAAAAAGUAGACAAUUUGAGAAAACCGAUUGGAAAAUCCCGCCAUAUCAGAUAACAGUGUGCAUGCAGCUUUUAUCCAAUAUGAGAUCGAAGCAAAUCACAAGCUCAACGGUGUUACUGGUCAUUGCACUAGUUACCGUGGUACGUGCACAAUUCCAUCAUCCAUCGCAAUUUCGCAGUCAGGCUGUGGUCAACUCAGGAUUUAUUCCAUCAAUUCAACAAGAAGAUGACGAUAAAUUGGACGAUUCAACACCAUCGGCCGCGAUAAAUUAUCGCCAACCGGCACCAUCCUAUGAGUACGAAGAGGAGGAAGAGGAACGACCAACCACACCAAAUCAAAUUCGACGCCAACAAUCCUAUCCAAUUCGAUCACAACAGGCCCAACCAUCACAAAAUCGACAAUCCGGUCCGCCACCGUCGAAAAAUCGCUUCGAAGAUGAAUUAGAAACAGAAGAACCAGACCGUUUGGCAUUGGCUUUGGAAAAAUCCACAUUCCAAUGUGAAGGCAGAACAGGAUACUAUGCUGACGAGAGUGUGAACUGCGAAGUGUUCCACUAUUGUCAAGAGAAUCAAAAACAUUCAUGGGUUUGCCCGGAAGGAUUUCAAUUCCAUCAAGUGCAUUUGAUUUGUAUGCCGCCAUCAAAUGACAAUGCAUGCCAACAAUCAUCCAAAUAUCAUAUUGUCAACGAUUUCCUCUACAAGCCAAUCAAUGUUGAAGAGCACCAAACACGACCAAAUGUCACCCUUCGAUACUCGGAACGAUACUAUCCAGAAGAUGUUUACCGUGAUGAGCGACAAGAGGAAGACGAUGAAGAAAAUGAAGAAUACCGUGCCCGCGAAUACAGACAACGCCAACCGAUUCAAGUCGGAAUUCGAAAGAGCAUCCAAAAUACCACCCCAACAUAUCAACGUCAAAGCACACAACAACCAUCGGCAUAUCGAUCACCCGAUGACAUAAACAUUUCAUUGCAACAACGUCGACCUCAAAUCGUCUUCCAGCCAACGACACAACGCUACGACGAAGAAGACUACAAUUAUGAAAAGCGAAAAUAAGUGAGCACGAGAGAAAAACCACACCAUCCAACACCAACACCAACCCCAAUCCAGAAUUAAGCAAUAAAGCGCAUCAGAAUAAUUAUAAAAAUUUAU
Molecule: messenger RNA, 1367 nt
Organism: Sitodiplosis mosellana (orange wheat blossom midge)
Lineage: Eukaryota; Metazoa; Arthropoda; Insecta; Diptera; Cecidomyiidae
Exons: 5
Coding region: 282-1271 (329 amino acids)
Cellular component (GO): extracellular region
Molecular function (GO): chitin binding
Source: RefSeq, a predicted model, not a curated record